This is a messenger RNA of Dendrobium catenatum, 1203 nucleotides long. RefSeq lists its product as uncharacterized. The transcript is spliced from 3 exons. The coding region runs from base 1 to 1203 and encodes 400 amino acids. The record is from RefSeq and is a predicted model, not a curated record. Lineage: Eukaryota; Viridiplantae; Streptophyta; Magnoliopsida; Asparagales; Orchidaceae.
AUGGCUGCUAAUCAGAUUCCUUGGAUAGUACGGUCAAUGAUUGUUAGUGUUGGCAGACUGGAACUAUGGUAUACCCAGGAUGACAAAAUCAUGGGAUCUUUAUCGAAUUUUGAUAUGAGAUGCGAGCAGACCAGAAAUCUGAGAGUGGAGGGUCCCUUAGGGCAUGAUUCAUCGAGCUCCAAUGAAGUCGAUGAGACGUCGGACGAAACUUACCAGCUUUAUCUCAACCUUGAUGGCGACGAAGUGGGACAGUUUUCUUGGUUCAAUCAAAGGGCCAAUGAUCCUAUUCACUUGGUGUUGGAUAGGAUGCUUAUUAAUGACAAAUGGCUGGAAUCAUUUCCUACUUCUAGAUAUGAGGUGCUCCCUCCUUCUUGCUCGGAUCACUCUCCCAUUGUCCUCCACAGUAAUCAGUUAGCAAAUGGGAAUCAUCGAUUCCUUUUCAAAAACUUUUGGACUAAGCAAGAGGGUUUUUGGGCUGAUCUUAUGGAUAUUUUCUCACAGCCUAUCAGAGGAAAUCCCAUCUUAGGGCUCUAUAACAAGCUAAAGAAAUUUAAGGAGAUUCUUAAAGGUAAAGAUUGGACAAACUCUUCUCUUUUGUCUUCUCAAUUCAACUCUCUCAAGGAACAACAAUCUUGCUGUUUGGUUUUACUUAAUAAUGACUCUCAAAACUUAGCUUUGAAUCAAAGAUUCAAAGGUAUUAAUGCUCAACUUGCAGACUGUUCUACUUCUUGGACCAAUUGGAUGCUUCAAAGGGCAAAAAUCAAUUGGCUUUCUCAAGGGGAAGAUGACUUGAAAUUUCUUUAUGCUAGAGUAAGGAGGAGGAAUAUUUGCUCUUCUAAACUGGUGGCUUGUGAUGAUCCCAAUGAUAGGAUUAAUAUGGUUAACUAUAUUAUUGAACAUUUUGAGAAGUUAUUUAAUGCUCCUAAACCAGUCGGUUGCUGUGAUCCUCUGCCUAUUUCUGAAGGUAACACCAUUCCUUCACAUCUCUCUUCUACGCUCAUUGCUCCUAUUACUGAUGAAGAAAUAAAGGUUGUUAUCUUUCACGGGAAUUCCAACUCAACUCCUGGACCAGACGGGUUCAAUUUUGAGUUUUAUAAAUCAACUUGGCUUAUUACGGGUCCUUUGAUUUGCAAAGCGGUCAAAUCUUUUUUCUCCAAAGGUUAUCUUCCCAAGUUUGUUAAAGCUUCGGCUAUAGCUCUUUAA